Messenger RNA from Phaedon cochleariae (mustard beetle), 2578 nucleotides. The record is from the annotation of a GenBank genome assembly. Lineage: Eukaryota; Metazoa; Arthropoda; Insecta; Coleoptera; Chrysomelidae.
AAAUUUUAUUGAAGUCCACGUUGAUCAAACAAACUUAAAACGCAGUUUCUAUAAAGUUCAUGUUAUAUUUGUUAGGCUGGUUAUAGGUUUUCGGUAUUGCGUUUGAUUGUGGAGUUUGAAAGCAUGGCAAAUUCCUUUGAUAAGUUGAAGGAAUUAAACUUGUCUUGUGAUGAAAUAGAACGUAUUGGUGAUGCUUUGAAAAAACCGGAAUUUAGAAAAUUGUUGUCUGAAUACUUCAAAGAAGUCCAAGACCCUAACAAUAGGAAGCUUUAUGAAGAAGAACUGACUGAAUUGGAGAAAGAAAGAGGAAAUGACAUAACUUUUAUACAUCCAAAGCCAGGUUAUGUCAUAAAAACCAGUGUGAAUGGCAGUCAGAAAGCAUUCAUUAAUAUUUCUAUUAAUGAACAUGUAACAAAACCGACUUCUUCACCUGCAGUGCAGCAUGGAGAAAGAGGACUCCAUUGGUCUUUGCCCUAUUCUUUGUCACAACCAAGAGAAGAUUUUGAUAAAAAUCGAGUACCAUGCAUGGUUUAUGAUGUUGUGUUUCACCCAGAUACUAUACACUUAGCAAAAAAUAAUAAUGCAUUUCAUGACACUGUCAACAACACUGCACUGGAUGCUAUUGAAUCUAGCUUUGGUGUGAUAUUGGAUAAAAAAAAUCUCAAGUUUCCCAAAUUAGCCUAUAAGGGUGUUCCAAAUGCUAGUGUCAUCCGAAAACCUUCAAAGCAGAAACCAGAACAUACCCCAGAAGAGAAAGCAUUUUUUGAUGAACUCUUUGCAAAAGCCCCAUCGAAUAUCCCUUUUCCUGUGAAAAAGGACAAGAAACCUAAACAGGAUGAUAAGUCUGAUUAUACCAGACCCAAUUUUGUAAUCAAACAGAGGAAUUAUGUUGAUAUGCAAGAAUGUGUAGAUCACAAAGAAGCAAAGCUCAAUUCAACAAUACCACAUGAGCUCAUAGUAGAAAUUCAAUUGCCUCUUUUGAAGUCAUCAAAAAAUGUGAAAUUAGAUGUUGCAGAAAAAACAAUACAGCUCAUCUGUGAAUCACCUGUCAAGUAUAAAUUAAAUUUAACUCUACCUUAUUCUGUGAAUGAAUCUUCUGGUAAUGCUGAAUUUCGUAAAGAUCAUAAAAAAAUGGUGAUAACUCUCCCAGUGAAACGCUCAGUUCAACACAAUGUCAGUGAUAGUAGUGUAAGGAAGUGUGAAGAAGUGUCUAAACAAUUUUCUGAAGUGAAAAGUCCCGUUAGAAUUGAAGAAUUUGAAAAGUUGUCUUUGAUAGAAACCAGUGAAAAGAGUAUUGACAAUUCAUCAGAGUUCAGGACUAAGUUUCUUGAUGAAAAUCUCCACUAUGAUAUCCCGGAAUUUUCUUGUCAUGUUUUCAAUAACAUUAUAGCAUUCACAUUGAAUGUGAAGAAUGUAGAUGAAAAAUCCAUAGACAAAGUAGUUUUCAAUGAUGAUACUUCCUUUCAUGUUAAAUUCACCAGCAUCAGUUCAAGUUUCUAUCCAAGUCAUUUUGCCUUUUGUGUGAAACUUCCAUCAUACAAAAUCAACAAAGAAGAUCUGUCUGUGGAAGUGUGGGAUAACAAUGUGAUCUUACAAGUACCUGUCCAUUCUACAUUGAGCCCAAUUGAUAAAGGUAAUAAAUUAACAUCUUAUUUCUAUGGCUUGAACAGCGAUAGCUUGACAGAAAAGUAUGUGGAAGAACCAGAAUUCAUCAACCACAUACUACAAGGAGAACAAGAAAAAUAUGAUAAUCCUUGCGAAACACAGCCACUAGAGUCGUAUAAAGAGUCAACCAAAAGAAAAAAAGAAAGCACCCCGAAACCAAACAGAAAGAAUCAAGAUAACCCACCACAGUCAUAUAAAGAGCCAACCGAAAGGAAACAAGAAAACACCCCGAAACUAAACAAAAACAAUCCUGAUCCCGUCAAAACCGACGCGAUUGAAGAAUCUCGAAUAACAAAGGCCAUCAAUAUAAUGGGUGCUCCCUCCGGAAAUUCCUACGAGUCCAGCAGCGAUGAAUUGUCUUGCAGCAGCUUCAGUCCUCGGAAAAGAAGCAUCCUCAAGCGGAUGCCGUCGCAGAGAACGAGCGUUCGUCGGUGCGUGUCCGAGUCCGGGUUGGACGAUUACGUGGCAUCCUCCUUGGAGAAUUGCCUGUCCAGUCUGGAUUCGGUGAUACCGGAAGACGGGGAGAUUUCCUGCAGCCUCAAGAAGACCGUGAGGUUCAACGAUGUCGUUAUGCGGCAACUGUUCAGGUCUAAUUCCAGUAUAUUGGGACAGAAGAAGAAAAAUCAGCGAAAAGCGAAAAACAAAAAGAGGUGCAUGGAAAGACGCCACAGCGAGAGCGAAACUUCGGGCGAUGAGAAGAAGGAGAAUAGCAAGAAAGGAUGCAACGACUUGAAUUUAGAAGAGGGGAUAUCGGAAAUGAAGAAAGAAGAGCCCCAUGACAUUUUCCAUCUAGAAGUCGAUAAUUGAAAGUGCAUUUUUGAGAUUAGGUGUGCAAGAGCACUAGUACUAUUUGCUUUGUGAGUUGUAUAAGUAUUUGUAGUCUUUAUUGGAUGAAUAUAUUGUUUUUCUCUAA